This is a messenger RNA of Paramuricea clavata, 11871 nucleotides long. The record is from the annotation of a GenBank genome assembly. Lineage: Eukaryota; Metazoa; Cnidaria; Anthozoa; Malacalcyonacea; Plexauridae.
AUGGCUGUUAAAAAUAAUUCCCAGAUUCACUGGGAGAAAUUUGAAGAAAUACGUAACAAAGUCAAUUCAGAACUAACUAAAGCUAAAACAGCAUUUUUCUGUAACAAAUUUGAGAACUGCGCACAAUCGAAAGAUAUGAAACAUAGUUGGAAGUUAAUUAAUAUUCUCUUAGGUAAAAACAAAAAAUCAAAUAAUAUCUCUCAACUUAAAUGUGAUGAUGUUGUGAUUUCAGAUGAUACUCUGAAAGCUGAGGCGUUUAAUGACUUCUUUGUUAACAUCGGGGUAAAUUUGGCUAAUGAAAUUGAGAACGAUUCUCUAUGUACGAACAUUCCAGAUGAUGAAAAUUACCACUCUAACUAUUACUCUAAUAUAAAUUGUAAGUUUUCUGAAAUUAGUAUGGAUGAUAUUAUUUGUCAAUUACGUAAUCUUAAAAUUUCAAAGUCUACCGGUAUUGAUAACAUCCCUGCUAUAGCUCUUAAAUUGUCCGCGGAAGUUAUUGGUCCUUCAUUAACAUGGAUUUAUAAUCUUUCAAUCAAAACUGGGAUAUAUGUUGAUGAAUGGAAAAAGGCGUGGGUAAUGCCAAUUUUUAAAUCUGAUGAUAGACAAAGAUGUGAAAAUUACCGACCGAUAUCUAUAUUGCCUAUUGUCAGUAAAAUACUAGAGAGAUCGGUUUUCAACCAAAUUUAUAAGUUUUUGAAUGAUAAUUCGCUGCUAUCUAAACAUCAAUCUGGCUUUCGGCCUAAGCAUUCAACUUUAACAACACUCAUUCAAAUGUGUGACACACUUUAUGAGAACAUGGAUAAUGGUCAGUUGAGUGGUGUUGUUUUCCUUGAUAUUAGAAAAGCUUUUGAUUCUAUUGAUCAUACAAUCUUAUUACAAAAGAUGAAUGAUCAAUUUGGAAUAAAAAAUGUGGAACUGGAUUGGUUUAAGUCCUAUCUAACUAAUAGAGAGCAAGCAUGCAUUGUCAACGGUACCGGUGCAAUGUCAUCACCUAAAACGAUUGUGUGCGGAGUUCCGCAGGGAUCAAUUCUUGGUCCCUUGCUGUUUUUAUUAUAUAUUAAUGAUUUACCCGAAUGCCUCGAAAAAACUUCGCCACACCUAUACGCUGAUGAUACUCAAAUUUCUACUUCUGCCAAAACUAUUGAGGAACUUACUGAAAAUCUAAAUAAUGACCUGAAAAAAGUCGGUGAGUGGCUUGCUCGAAAUAAACUGCAACAGCACCCAACUAAGACCAAAUUAAUGUAUAUCGGUUCAAAGUAUAAUACUGAUACUAUGACUUAUGAUAUUCCAGUAAUGAUGAAUAACCAAUUCAUAACUCUUGCUCAUUCAUACACAUGCCUUGGGGUUAAACUUGAUGAAAACCUUAAUUGGCAUGAGCAUGUUGAAAUGAUUUGUAAGAAAGUUGGGGCCGGCAUAGGAGCAAUGCAACGAAUUAAGCCAUAUGUUCCUAUAAAUACCCUGCAUACCAUUUACAAAGCUUUGAUAGAACCGUAUUUUGAUUAUUGUAGUCCAUUAUGGGACGUCUGUAACCAACAGCUGAAAGAUAAGCUUCAAAAGUUCCAAAACCGUGCAGCAAGAAUUAUAACCGGCGCCAGCUAUGAAAUAAGGUCUGCUGAUGUUCUUCGAUCCCUUGCUUGGGAAAAUUUAGAGAUAAGACAACGUACAACUAAAUCCACAUUAAUGUAUAAAGUCCUGAAUGAUUGCGCUGGGCCGAACUUGAAGGAUGCUCUAACGAGAAGGGACCUUGUUCAAACCAGUUAUAAUCUUCGCAAUACUUAUACUGACCUUACCCUUGCUAAGCCAAAACGAGAAUUUCUAAAAAAAAGCUUUAAGUAUAGCGGAGCUAAAUUGUGGAAUAGUCUUCCUUCUGAUGCGAAGCUAGCGCAAUCAAUUUAUUCUUUUAAAAACUGCCUGAAAGUUUCACGCUAACAUCUUCUAAUAUACUGUAUAUGCAUGCUUUAGAAAUAUGGGUCACACCGUUUGGAACUUAAUUCUUGUAUUGUAAAUAGUUGUAUAUAAUUCUUUAUUCUUUUCUAUAUCAUAUUUAUAAUUUUUAAUAGUAACAGACGUCCCUCGUGAAAAUCAACAAAUCGUUGACGAGGCUAACGUCUUUAAAUAAAGUUUACAUACAUACAUACAUACAUACAUACAUACAUACAUACAUACAAGUGGAAAACUGGCUUUAGCGGCGCUAGAGAAGGAGGCUCAUGGAGCGCGUGGGUUUCAAGGUAUGGUCGUAUAGAGCCUGUGUCUGUGUGAAACUAAAAUCGUAAACAAAAGCCACAGAUAGAAAAAGCCUCUGUGGAGCAGUCUUUUUAUUCGACACCAGUUUCAAAAUAGGGGUGUUCAGACCAGGCAAUAUUACUUGCAACGUACAAUCAUAUGGUUUGGCAAAUGCCAAGGCUAUUUGAACCAACAUUUGCCUUUAGCAACGAAGCGCGCCUGGAUCAGUCGAACUUUUACGGUUUAGCGGUGCUAAAUUAUGAAACAUGCUACAUGGCUGACAAAUGUGCUUUAAAAUGCGGAAAACUCACGAAAGUGACGGAAACCUAUCAAAAUUCGGCUGAUGAAAACAGAAAAGUGCAUAGUAAAAGUGAACUAUAUUAUAAAGCUAGGUGGUGCCUUCUGUAAUAGUGAAAAGUUUGUCUGACCAUGCACGGUGGGAAUCGAACCCUGCCCCGCGACUUUGGGAUAAUCCAAUGCUCUAUCCACUGAGCUACAAGGUCAUGUCGGUUCGAGUUGGUGAUAUUUCGGAACUGAGUCUAGUUCCUUCGAUAUCAAUGUAUUUUUUGUGUGUGUUGGUGUUAUAUACUCAGGUGAAUAUGAUGUUUGUGAUGUUGCUCUGAGCGUACACCGGGCAAGCUGACAUCACAAACAUCACAUCACAAACAAGUAACAUCACAAACAUCAUGUUAACCUGAAUACAUAACACCAACACACACAAAAAAUAUCAUAUCUUAGAAUACAUUGAUAUCGAAAGAGCUACAUUCAGUUCCGAAAUAUCACCAACUCGAACGGGCUUGACCCGUCGUAGCUCGCAGCUGGUAGAGCAUUGGACUAUCCCAAAGGUCCGCUUCCCACCGUGGUCAGGCAAACUUUUCAGCUUGCCCGGUGUGGAUGCACACUCAGAGUAACAUCACAAACAUCAUAUUCACCUGAGUACAUAACUGCCAACACACACAAAAAGUAUCAUAUAUAUCUUAGAACACAUUCAUAUCAAAGGAACUAGUCUCAAUUCCGAAAUAUCCAGCAGGAGCUCCAUCUUUGAAUUUACUAUACGAGUAAAUUCUUAAACACGUCUGUAUUUAUUAUUAUGGUAAAUUCGCGGCACAUUUUGAAUUUAUCAUAAUGAUAAAUUCGCGGCAUCUAACCCCUAACACUAACCCUAGCCCCAACCCUAACCAUUAACCCCUAAUCCUAACCCUAUCUAACUUUUUAAACUUUUUUGAAAAUCUAACUUUUUAAACUUUUCUUUUCUUUUUAAAACUUUUUUAAAACUUUUUUAAAACUUUUUUAAACUUUUCUUUUGAAAAUCCUUUUCAGCUUGCCCGGUGUGGAUGAACAUGACUCACAGUAAUAUCACAAACAUCAUAUUGUUAAGAAAAUAAACUAUAUUCUAAACUGACUCAGAAAAGUACGCGGAGGCACCAAUGCUCGUAAGACCAGAAUAACAUAAUUAAACGUGAUCUUUAUAAAAGUGAUAUUUCGACUUUAUAUCAAAGACUUUGUCAUGCCUUGGAUUAUAGGAUUAACAACCGAUAACAUUGUUGGAUAGUCGCGAUAUAUCCCUUUGGGGCUUGGCCUUGAGUAUCAGCAUGAAUAUUUUUGUGUCCGUUGUUUUUCUAGCAGCAAUACUUGGAAGUCAUAUCUCGAGUAUCUGCUGAGUAGUGGUAUACUGUAUAUAGAAAAUUUAUAUUGUGCCUGUAGUGCAGAAACGGACCUACCCAUCCCUCUUAUAGUGUUGAAAAUUUAGAAAAAGACUAUUUAUUUGACAUCAUAUUGGUCCGCGAAGACAAUUCCUACUUUUACUAAACGAACAAAGAACUGCAUCCGCAUAUCAGUUCGAAGUGCUUCCUAUGCAUCCUCAAAUUGUAUAAGUCAUGCACUAUUAAAGAUGGGUAUAUGAUGCCCAAUUCUAAUCAGGUGCCCUCUAUCGCUUCAUCAGUCCAAUAUAUGACCCCUUGUCUUGUUUACAUUUCCCUGGCAAACAAAAAGACAAAUUUGGCUAACAAACGGUAACUAUAGGGAGCUUUCAUUAACUCGUCGAGACCGCGGGUCAGAACGGUCAAAUUGUUACCAUUCAAUUAACAAAGAUAGAAACGUCUGAUCUGACCGGUCUGGGCCAUUAAAUGGAAAGCGCCCGUGCAGAGUUAAGAGAACCAGAGUGACCCAUAUACAAUGAACACCACAAUAUUCAAUAAAAAUCUUUUGACUCUGGAGUGGGAGCUUUUCAAUUUAAAACUUUUUCCUGCCGGAAAACAAGUUUGCUGACGAGAAAUAAACAAAGACGUUCCUGUGUUAAUAUGGCAACACACUAAUACUCAAAAUAUUUUCAAUGUCAAUAUUAUAAUAAGCAAAGAUACGUAACAAAAUACAAACAUCGUCAGUUUUACAAAACAUGUUCUUUCAUGAGCUAAAGAGUUGUCUGGUAAAUAACUGGUCCAAUUUUAAACAGAUAAUUGUCAAAGAUCGAUUUUAGUAAGACCACUAAGACGUCUUUGUUAAGGGAAACUCUGAAAGCGCUGACUUAAUACACACAAAAAACUGCCAGAAAUUGAAUAAUUAAAUUCUUGUCCAAUGAGAAUGUUAGAUUUGCAUGACAAAGGUAUUUGUCAAAGGAAAAGAUAUGAAUAACCAGAUAUACAUAAUCACUCUUUCAGUAUUGACUGUACAUGCUGAGUAAAGGAUAGAACUUCACGCUAGCAACCAUGACUUUGAGAUCUUCGUUAUCGAUUGCGGUUGUAUUUAGCAUUAUUCUUCAUGUAUAUACCAAGGUAUGUGUGUUGAGUCUAUACUUAGUAAAUUUGACCCGUACAUAUAUAGCUAUUGCCUUAUUGGUUGACAUGGUGGGAUUAUUGGGUUAUUAACUGUUUUACUCGGCGGACUGACUUUCCAUAAAUAUUUUGUGAAUAGUACCUUACAUGGUAUUUAUCAGUUUUAUUAGUAUAUAAAAUUAUAGUCUAUAUAAGACUAUGUAAGUCAGUAUAAGAGUUUUGAAACAUAUAUGAAGGAUGUACGGUUCAACUACGGUAGCUUCUUCAUGGACAAUGGUGCUCCGCAGCAAUGUCUAAAAUGUAUAGAUGAACAUUUGAAAAUUUGUAAUACAGUUGAGGUCAUGCAUCAUCUACCUAAUCUAUCCAAGGUUGAUUACAGCAAUGAAAUUAGACAAUAAAAUUAUAGAAAUCGUCUUUCUAAAGACGAGUCAUGAACAUAGAUAAUUUUUGUUUCUGAAAGCCAACUUACAAAACAUGAUCAUUUUAGGUAGGUCUUUACCCUACAGUUGUGCUCUUCUUGUAUCAGCUAUACUUCAGUUAUAGAAUUACGGCUAGCUAGGUAAUUACAUCUGUCACGCAUUCCUGUGCAUGUAGCAUUGUAGACGCUGUCUAGCGAUGAUCCACCAUAAUAUACAUGAUAUAAUUUUUGUACACGCGUGAAGUUUUAUAGUCCGGUUUUUCCAUAAGACCAAUGUCAAGGAUACAUGAUUGAUGACGAUGUACUUGUAACUUAAUUUGAGGGUAAAUCUAGUCAAAUUAGAACUCGAUAUAUAUACCCUCUAAUUUGGCUAAUACAAAUUCGUAACUCUUUAUCAGGUGGUUCUAGCUAGUUCUGACUCCGACAGUUUGUCACAGCGAGACCAACUGAAGUCUUUGUGUUUCUAAAAUGACAAAUGUGCCCAAAUUUGCAUUACUGUUAGCUAUCUAUAUUAUAUAGUUGCAUAAAAAUAUAUCUCCAAGAGCGAAUUCUUGCUAUACUUUAUUAGCCUGCUUUAGCCAUGCAUGUAUAUAUGUCUUUGACGCUAGACUGUAGUGUAUAAAGAUGAAUCCGCCUGGAUCAGUAUAUAAAAGUCCGUGUGUUGGCGAUGUGCAACCAAUCUCAGGGGUUCAAUAUCAUGUUUCCGCAGUGUUCGAUGAAGUCCUUUGUCAAAUUCAUCUACUAACAUGGCGGCGAUGACGUAUUAUACACACCUACAAUUCUUAAAAAGGCCAUUUGGAAUAUGUUUCAAUGACAACGUACAUGGUUCUGUUAGUGCUGCCCAACUGCAUGUAUGGCAAAUUAUUUUCUAUAUGACUUUUUAAAUUUUUAUUAGGAGAUGGACCAAAGAUUUGUUGGCUCAGAGGCGUUAAGACAAGAAGAUAAUGUAAGUUUCAGUGUGUGUAUAAUUUCACCUAUAUACAUAUUUCCAUCCGCCUACGUAUGUUAAAUGCUUUUAUUUUAUAAAUUAUGGUAGAAUUGUUUAGAAAUUGGCAAGCGGUGCGCAUUAUCCCCACGCGUUUUAAUACCAAGACGUGCCGGUCCAAGGUUCCACGCCCAUAUAGAUGAUUUGUCUAAUGUUUGUAACGGGGGAAGUGGUAACCCAUUCUUCCGAAACAAAAGACUAUGGGCAAUGUUUCCAAUGUGACCAUAUGCAUGUAUUCAAAUAUUUUGAACUAUUUCAUUUACUCUGGUAUAUAUCGGAUGCAUCUAUUGACGCAAUAACGUAAUUUUGUUAAGAAUUUCAAGAGUUUUUUCAUUGACCACACACGACUGCACUCCACCAUGGUCACGUUCUAUAAUUGUGGAUAAAACAAUGAACCAAUACAAUAAAACUGAAGAACAUUUCUUCUGAAGAACAAGUCAUGAAGACACAAAGCAUGUUCAUUUUAGGUUGAUAUCGGGAUUUUGGGCAUUUCACUCCAUACACCUUACACGGCUGGCAUUAUGCAACUUAAUGUAUAAUUACACGAACUUGUGGUUAAUUAAAGGCACAGUUCAGCCUUUUGAAUGAUGGUUUUUAAGGCGCAUUACAACCCUUUUAAUUGGAAAAACUAACUAGGAAAAUCAAUUAAGCAUAAUUCAAGAUCAGCAAACUUAACGUUUUUAACAUUAAAAAAAAAUGUUAGAAAAUGUUAAAAACAUUGAGAUCACUGAUUUUGAAUUAUGCUCAAUUUAUUUUCCUAUAGUUAGUUUUUUCAAUGAAAAGGGUUGUAAUGCGCUUUACAAACCUGUGCAGUUCAGUUCCUGCUUAUAGGUCUAAAAAUGUAUAAAAAUUAUACACUCGAAAUUUCCAUCUACAGAAACCCUUCAUUAUUUUAUGUUGGUAUUUAGUAAUUUAGCCACUGCCAAAUUAUAUUUUGUAGAUUAGAUUGCAGUGAGAUUGCUAAAUGUAUUUAAAAUACUCAUUAAAAAUUCACAAACGUUGUGGCAAACUCAUGUCAGCCAUAAUAUGUCACGUGGAGUGACUUUAUAUCUGAUAAAACCCAUCUUCAUUAGUAUUCUUUAUAUAAUUGUUCAUCCUAAUUAGUAUGAUUAUAUAAUUGUUCAUCCUAAUUAGUAUAUGUAGUUAGAUUUUAAGCUAUUCAAAACACUCGAACUCGCGAUUUAUCGUAUCUAAAACGCUCGGCUGCACCUCGCGUUUUAAAUAUUAUAAAACACUCCUCGUGUUUUAAAUACUACAUAAUUGUCAGAUACAAGAGAACAAAUGUUAGUUUUUGAACUUCUUGAACUUGAGCAUCUGCGGAAGUCAUAUAUAAGAAACACCCAGUCUUCCGAUACGUAAUAUACAAAUUUGCUCAACAACAAUACAAAUUUGCGUAACAUACAAAAAUUGACAACCUGCCAACAUCAGUUAUAUACAACCAAUCAAGUAGAAGUCCACAUGUUUGGAAUUUGCAUAAAUACAUUUAGAUGUUAUAGUUUAAUGAUUGCAGCUGAUCGUGUUAGUUUCUCGGCUUGCCGGCUGGAAAAAGUGAUCGACAUCGUUUAUUUUUUGGGAAAAGGCAAAACUGUGAAAGCAAAGAUACAAAAACCUGGAACUUUUUCUGUUAAAUUGAUAUAAUAUAAUUUCAUGACUCGUGUAAUUAAAACAAUAUAAAGGACGUUGGGCGAACGUGGGCGAUAUUGGACCAUUUCCGAGAUAACCAAACUAAGCAAUAUCUCAAUUGAAUGUCAGUUAUGCGACUGUCAAUUUCAGUCAAGACAAGUUCCUGCAUAUACCAAACAAUUCUUAAACAGGUUUAUAUUUAAACUUUCGAAACUAGAAUCUUAGCCAACUAAAGAAAGGAAGGAAAUGUUUCACCCUUCCUUUCAAUCUUUCAUUCUAAACAAUAUUCUGCUAGAUCAUUACCAUUGACCAUCGUCCAAACCAAUACAGGCAGGAAUAUUCUUUAAAACCAACCUACACUGAAAUUGUUAGAAUUUUUAAAACAAAAACGGCGAAAUAAAUAAGGAAAUACCAAAUGGUUUUUCCGUGAUCAUAUCGCGAGCUUUAGAAAGAGCAUAUAUAGCCAUACAAAAGAACAUUCCGACGUUCGAAACUCGGGUUUCCUUGAGUUUUGCUCAUUACCUUCAGCGCUUCUAUCUCUCGCUUCCCCUACUCGCCUUGUUCAUAUCUUAUAUCAAAGCCUCGGCUCGGCAGCUCGGCUUGAUAAAAAGCUAAGAAAACUCUGCGGAGGAGAGAGGCGAUACCUCUCAAAGUUCUUGAAUUUGAAUUGUUACGUUGAAAUUGCCGCUGAAAUUACAAACUGGCUCAUCGCCAAUGCGGAUCUCCAGGUAGAAAACUUGCAUCUUUGAAUUCUGUUUAUGUACUUUUAAGCCCCGUUUAUACACUACGCUCAAUUUUUGGUACGGCACGGAUAAAAUUGGUACCGGCCCGUACCACUUUUUUGGUUCUUGGACUACCUAAAUUGAGUGUAGUGUAAACGGGGCUUUAGUCUAGAGGGAAACAGGCUAAACAGCCUGAGUGGGAAAAUGCAAAUAAAAGUUAUUUCAAAUUCAACAUAUUUAACGAUCCUUUAUUCUCAAGUACACACUUUUCCAUUUACAAGGACACAUUUUCCUUUCACAAGGACACAAAGUGUGUAAAAAAACACGCUAUUUUAAUGCCUGGUCAUUUUUCGUCCAUCAAACAAUUUCCGCGAAACUAUUACAGACACUUCAUCGUAACUGUCUCUCCAAAAACAAAAUUUAAUUAAAUAAUCACGUCCAUGAUGAGGAAAUUAUUGGGGGAGAGGCUUCCGACGGCCUUGUGUAUUCUUGUUGAGGACAAACAUUACGUUUUUGCAUUUGCAAUGCUGUUAUAAUAAAUGUACCUGCAUGCAUGCUUGCAUGUAUACCUGCCCUUAGAACAUGCAUUCUAAAGGUCUUUCAAAAACUAUCAUCAUUGUUAUAAUUGCUGUAUAUUUUGUAACUUUAGUUUUACAAGCUAAUGGAAAUGGCUCAACAUGACAACAAACAUGCUGCACAUCUGAUGAAUGUAAAGAAAUCGCUGGACUCGAAUGGAAAGGUAAGUUGUUUUUGUGCAUUACCGUUAGUUAUCGUGUUCUUCUGUCUCGGUACAUUAUUAGCCUACUAUAUAUUAGUUCUGCUUGAGUGCUUCAACAAAAAAAACUUGCUGUACCUCCAGAUGUUCUCCUAAAAUCUUUAGAGAGGGAUUUGAAACAAGAUUCUAUGACAUUGAAUUGGAAAUAAAUAACUUAAUCAAGCAAUAUAUAAAUACAACAAAUAAUGUUUGGAUUUCAAUUGCUCACAUUGAAAUAUUACUUCGUCACAAUAUAAAACCAAGCCAAACAACUGACAUUUUCACAGAAAUAUUGUAGAGAGAGAGAACCAAGCAGUACCCCUGCAUGCAUAUAAAGCAUUGAAGUUUGAUAUUUUGUUUUAGUCACUUCCGUCCACGGUAUACAAAAGAAUGAAAACGAAAGUUUUGAAAUCUUUGGAGGCAGAUUCUCUUCUUCGUCGUGCAUUAUAUGAUGGUAGGUAGAACCACGGUUAGAACGCAUGCGAUCAUGUUCUUAUGUUAGAUUAAGUAUUAUGUUUUUAUAUAGAAUUUUAGUAUUUUUGCACAAGUGAGUAUAACAAAUCCUACAAGUUGAUCGGUCAAAUUUGACGCAUUAAGCUGUUAUACUCACCUACAGGUGAAUAUAACAAAACCGAAAUUUGCAAAAUGGCGGCUAGCCGUUUGUGGAAGUUACUGAUAAAGAAAUAAGCGAAAUAAAUUCAGUCCCAAAAAACACGAAAGACUUGUGUAAAAAUACUAAAACAGGCGCCUCAGGCUCGGUGAUCUAAGUUUUGAUCUAGUAUAUAAGUAUAUAAUUACCACAUGCAUGGAUUGAAAUAAUUGUCAAUUUCAUUCUAUCCAUAAUUUUGGCGGUGUUCUAGACAGUAUAGAACAUGCUUUUUGUGGAUUUUGUAAACACCCAUGUAUGUUACUAUAGCUCCAAGUUGAACAUGAUUUUACCGUAAUUUCCUUGAUGUCUCUCCCGAUAUUUUCCAACUUACCAUCAAUCUAAGAUUGGACAAUCUUCGACUACUAUAUCUUCAUUCACCACUAGUCACUCAGUAUGAAAUAAUUUAUUUUUCAGAGCAAGCUAAAAUUUAUGCUCAUGUGCAAUGUGGCCUGAGGGUAAUUCCUGUCGAGGUACCCUAUCCAACGUCAGGAUAUUCAUACCCAGCUUUCAUUGAUUUACACCAAUGUGUUGGUGGCUGUCAUUUCCAUUCACCAAGUAUCUUUCACUGUGCAGCACAAAAUACAUCUACUGUCCGUGUUAAAGCCUGGGAAUUUAAUCUCGACACGGAAUUGCCGAAGCAAAAAGUUGAAACACUGGUCAACCAUACGCAAUGUGGAUGUCAAUGUGUUGUACAAGAGCACCAUUGUAAUAAUGCAACUGAGACUUACAAUGCUGAUCAGUGUAAAUGCGUGUGUAAAGAUCUAACGCAUACAUGUAAUACUACGAUAAAGGUAACAAUAGUAUAUUAUAUAGUAUAGAAAGAAACAGAUUGCGAAGAAAAUACAUCUUUUAUUUAAUUUCAAGAGGACCUUUCCCUUUGCAUGCAAUCUAAGUAAUAUUGUCCAAUUUGUCUAGAAAUCCAAUUUCGUACCUUUUAGUUCUUGCAUGUGUGCUUCUUCAGUACAUGAGGAUUGCAAAUAACUCGAAAACCUUUUUACAUGUAUAUGCAUUGAAAAUCUAUCCUAGCAUUACGCCUAUAUAGUCAUAGACCCGAACUAGUUUGCAAAUAUACACGAAUGUAAAGUUGGCAACGCUUGACGACUACUGCAGUGCUACUGCAAAGUUGCUUCAUUUUCUGGGUGUGAUUUUGUUAAAUUCGUUUCCACUCUCUGACUCGUUCGGAAUCCUGUACUUUCUAUUCUCCGAUCCAAGUUGACGUCACUCAUUUUUCAUCUCACUAUCUAUGGACCUCAUAAUUGAAAUCUUCAUGUUCAAAUAUGUCAGGAAAUUCCAUACAAAUGUAUAAGAAAAACAAAUUUUCAAAACGCCCAUUUUCGAAUGUCCAAACGAGCUCGGAUCAGAGAAUACUAUAUAGUUCUAUACAUUAUUUCUACGUAAAUAUUAAUGUGUUCUAUUGUAGUCUGAUCAUGUACGUUGCCUUAAUCUGCUUAUAAUUCACUUUGUUUUCCCGAUAUGUUAGGAAUGGAACAUGGAACAGUGUCGUUGCACGUGCAUCAAACAUCCCUACCCGUGUAACAGCGACGGGAAAUUAUGGAGUCCAGAUACUUGUGAUUGCCAAUGUCUUGAUAGUAUUAAGAAACGAUGCCUAAGAAAAAACAAGCUACUUAACAAAAAUACUUGUGAAUGUUAUUGCUCACCAGAUAUUGUGUGCCGAGCUGGAAGUGAAUUGAAUCCAUACGAUUGUUCAUGCGUGCAUGUGGUUUAG